UUACUGAAGUCAUUGAGGAGAGUGAGCUCAUCCAUCCCUAGGGCCACGUGUUGGUUGUUUACAAGAUAAAAAUGCUCAGAUGUGUGAUUAGCCUGAACAAGUUCUAUAUUUUUGUGUAUUCACCCAGUUUGGGGGCUUUAGUCUCAGCCAUACAUCACCAGAGUGGAAACAUUUGUGAAUGCCACCAUGGAAUGGGUACAAGAAUUAUCAUCUUCAUAGUGGUCCCACACAGCUCUCAUGCUUUGCUUCACUGACCUUCCUUGACAACCUGGGCUUGAAUGAUCAGCAUACCCUGCUUGAAUUAAUUUGCUGUUCUCUUCUUCUCUUUCAGCUGCUUGGAGCAAAGAUGGAUAAGAUUCUGGAAGCUGUGGUGAUGUCCUCAUACCCCAACAAUGUGAAGCAAGGGCUGGUGAGACGUGUGAUUGAGGCAGCAAAGCAGCCCAUGGACAGUGAGCAAUGCUGGUCCAUGCUGGAGCUGUCUACCAAGCUUUAUCUCACGGGGGACACCAAGUAUAAAAGAGAGAUUGGGAAAGAGGUUUUGGAGGUUUAUGGCCACUACCACCCAGAGGAGUUUGAGGAGUUCUUCAAUGUCCGCUUCCUGCUGACUCUGCUCCAGGAAGGUUAUGGACCUCUGGGGAAGCGAAGCCAUUACGUCCUCGAUUAUAUCCAGCUGGGACUGCAGUUCAUCUUGGAAAGCCCAUCAGCUAACAGCAUCUUCAGCUUACUGAGGAUCGAGGUGCUGCGGAAAGUCUGCGAGCGGCCCAGCCCCAAGCAGUGUGCGAAGAUCAGCAAACUUCUGCUCCAGCAUCCUCAGUGCAUUCCCACUGGCAAGCACCAGCUCUUGUUUUGUCAGCAGCUGAUCCGCUGCAUUGGGCACUUCCAGUGUGUCUCUGAGGGGGAAGAGGACAUCAUGGAGUUCUUGGAGCAGGUGAACAAAGUGAGCAGCCUGCUGCAGAGGAUCUGGAGGACUCAGACCUCAGCCAUCCUGCCUUCUUUGAAGGAGCUGUUCACUAUAAUUUCUUCAACAGAGGAGCAGGAAGCACCAUCCAACGCUUUGGCCAGCGUGGUCCAGUUUGUCCCUCUGGAGCUCAUGGAUGGCGUCAUAAGAAACCUAACCAACGAUGACAGCAUCACUGACGUGCAAAUGAUGACAGCCAUUGGCAGGAUGAUCGACUGGGUGUCCUGGCCCCUGGGAAAGAACAUUGACAAGUGGAUCAUUGCUCUGCUGAAGGGUUUGGCUGCAGUGAAGAAGUUCAGCAUCUUGAUUGAGGUUACUCUUUCAAAGAUUGAAAAGGUCUUCUCCAAGUUGCUGUACCCCAUCGUGAGAGAGGGGGCUUUGUCUGUCCUGCAGUACAUGCUGCUGAGCUUCCAGCACUCCCACGAGGCAUUUCACUUGCUGCUUCCUCACAUCCCGAGGCUGGUGGCCUCUCUGAAGAAGGAGGACUCCAACUCUGCCACCAGCUCACUGGAGCAGCUGGCCGAGCUCAUCCACUGCAUGUUCUUCCGCUUCUCAGGAUUUCCAGAUCUCUAUGAACCAGUCCUAGAGGCAAUCAAGGCUUUUCCUGUUCCAAAUGAAGACAGGAUUAAACAUCUCUUGGGACAAAAUGCUUGGACCUCCCAGAAGAACGAGCUGGCCUGCUUCUACCCACGCCUGGCAUCCAAAUCGGAGACAGGAAAGAUAGGGUUAAUUAACUUGGGCAACACCUGCUACAUGAACAGCAUCAUACAGUCCCUUUUCAUGGCUUCAGACUUUCGUCAUUCGGUGCUGAAUCUAACUGAGGGCAACUCCCAGCCCCUGAUGACAAAGCUCCAGUGGCUCUUUGCAUUUUUGGAGCACAGUCAGCGACCUGCCAUCUCACCUGAGACUUUCCUCUCUGCCUCCUGGCCACCCUGGUUCACCCCUGGUGCUCAGCAGGACUGCUCAGAGUAUCUCAAGUACUUGCUGGACCGAUUACACGAAGAAGAAAAAACUGGAAAAAGGAUCUACCAGAAACUCAAGGAAUCCAGCUUGAUGUCUCAGGCAGUGGAACAUCAUUACUUAAACAAGACACUGAUUGAGAAGAUGUUUGGGGGUAAAAUGAUGACAAAGAUCCGCUGCUUAAAGUGUAUGAACGUCUCAUCCCGAGAAGAAGCCUUCACAGACCUGUCCCUGGCUUUUCCCCCACCAGACAGCCAGGUGCCUGGGAGCACGUCUGUUUUGCCUGUGGAAGAAAUUGGCCCCCAGUUUAUUGAGCCUCCUGAAAACCCAAGCCAGCUCACAGGGUCUCCCUGGAUCCGGAGGAAGAUGGCUGAAGACCCUGCAGCCCCACCAGUGCUGGUGGAAACUUUGGGUUUCCAGAAGUCAAGAGAAGCAAUGAGUUCCUUAAGUGGCAAUGCUGUUGGCAUGGAUGCCGCCAAAGACCCUCUCUCAGCUUUUGGGGAGCAGGCAUGUGCUCCCAAGGACUCCAGAUCUGUCCCAGAUUUAAUCAACUACUUUCUAUCCCCAGAAAGACUGACAGCAGAGAACAAAUACCACUGUGAGAAAUGUGCAUCCCUGCAGGACGCUGAGAAGGUGGCAGAGCUAACAGAGGGACCACACUACCUCAUCCUCACACUGCUACGCUUCUCCUUUGACCCACAGACGAUGAAGAGGAAGAAGAUCUUGGACAAUGUCUCUAUCCCCGUGGUGCUCAAGCUGCCCAUCCUUGCCACCCCAGAGGAAACUGAGGAGGUUUCCCAGCAUGACAAGGACAGGGCUGGGCCAGGAAGUGGCUUCACGUCUGUUGUGUAUGACCUCUGCAGUGUGGUGGUGCAUUCAGGCGUCUCCUCUGAGAGUGGCCACUACUACUGCUACUCCAGGGAGUGCACUGACACGGUCCCCCACGGGCAGCCCCAGGACAGAGUGCCCAAACCAGCCUCUGACAAGCAGCUGGACUUUGAAAUCCAGUGGUACCUCUUCAAUGACACCAGAGUUUCCUUUUCCUCCUUUGAAUCGGUCAGCAACAUCACCUCUUUCUUCCCCAAGGACACUGCCUACGUUCUCUUCUACAGGCAGCGGGCGGGCAGGCAGAGCUGCCUGCUGCAUGAGGCUCUGGCCGAGGCUGGCCACCUGCACGGGGAGCCCUCCCUCCAUAAGGACUUGAUGGAAGCCAUUUCCAAAGAUAACAUCCUCUACUUGCAGGAGCAGGAAAAAGAAGCAAGGAACAGAGCUGCCUACAUUUCUGCCUUGCCAAAAUCCCCGCUGUGGUGGAGAGACUUUGACAGGGACAAGGAUGAUGACAACUCCUCAGGGGGCUGCAGCCCAGCAGCAGGUGGGGGUGGAUCCGGCUCCUUUCAUGGACUUGUCUUCUAGCCAGCGGGUUAGACCAGGUAGCCAACAUCUACAGGGCCAACCUGAAGCCAGAGGCUCCUCUUCCUCACCCUGGUGACAGCAAGCAUACUGGAGGAAGAUUUGGGGAACACUUCAAUGGAAAAAGACUCAGGGGCUAUUUAGAGGCACCUGGAGGGUCUCACCGCUUCCUAUGCACUUGGACUUCACGCCUUAAUGUAACUAAGCUAAUGCAGAGUUAAGCAGCUACUGACCUUGGAGAAGUGUCCUUUUGCUUCAGCAUAGCUGUGUCUUGCCUGCUGUGAGCCAUGCUACCAGCCUGGGGAGGGGACAAAGACAAGGACAGGGAUGAAGAUGGACCCAGUGGGGCCUCAGGGAUGCAGAUGUCCCAUGCACGUCUGAUCUGCAGCACUUCCCAUGGUGCUGAGUUGGUUUUGGGAAGGAUC
This is a messenger RNA of Dryobates pubescens (Downy woodpecker), 3753 nucleotides long. It is a transcript of the gene USP35, whose product is annotated as ubiquitin specific peptidase 35. Gene Ontology annotation, molecular function: cysteine-type deubiquitinase activity; cysteine-type endopeptidase activity. Lineage: Eukaryota; Metazoa; Chordata; Aves; Piciformes; Picidae. Gene Ontology annotation, biological process: protein deubiquitination; ubiquitin-dependent protein catabolic process. The transcript is spliced from 10 exons. The record is from RefSeq and is a predicted model, not a curated record. Gene Ontology annotation, cellular component: nucleus; cytosol. Bases 179 to 3331 code for a protein of 1050 amino acids.